GCCAUGUAGUCUAAAUGCAAGAUGGCCGCCCCCAUAAAAAAAACUGUCGAACUAUUUUACGAUGUCGUUUCUCCGUACUCUUGGUUUGCAUUUGAGGUUCUCUGUCGGUAUGAAAACAUAUGGAACCUAGACCUAAAGAUGAAACCAUUCUUUCUUGGUGGGAUAAUGAAAGCCGCUGGCAACACCCCACCGGCUAUGGUUCCAAACAGGGGACAGUAUAUGAGGAAAGACCUUCAAAGACUUGCAAAGUACUUCAAUGUUCCUUUGAAUGAACCAAAGGACCCAGCUGAAAUGAUGUUUGUGAAGGGGAGCCUGAAGACCCAGAGGUUUAUCACUGCCGUGGAUAUGAAACUUCCGUCCAAGACCAGGGAUGUUACUAGAGAGAUGUGGCACAGGAACUGGAGCAGGGAUGAAGAUAUCACCGAACCAAACAGUUUAAAAGAGGCUGGUUUGAAAGCAGGACUGACAGAGGAACAGAUAGCCACAUUUUUACAAGACAUGUCCGACAGCAGGGUCAAGGAUAGACUUAAACAAUACACAGAAGAAGCUCUUGGCUAUAAGGCGUUUGGAUCGCCGACGAUAAUGGCCCAUGUCGAUGGGAAUGGGAAGCCGGAGCUUGUGUUCGGGUCUGAUAGGUUUCCCGUAUUGGCACAGCUGUUGGGAAAGGAAUGGCUGGGACCAACUCCACCAGGAGAAAGCAAGUUGUAAUAUGUGUUAGUGCCAUCUCAUGUGAGUGAUGUGUGAUAACUCACUUGAUGACCGAUCAAUUAUUGAGAUACACAGUUGGUGUCAUUGUUAAACGUCACGGAACGAGUGCGUGUAAAACAAAACCGACAAUACCUUUGAUUCGUGUGCUCGAGGGUGGACAGUUGUGACACGAAUUCUCAGUCUUAUAGCUGAUCAUAAGUUAUGGUUAUGUAUUGGUAUAUAAACAAACGCAAACAAAAUGAUGCAUUAUAAGUUCUAAAAAUCAGAUUUGUAGUUCGAGGGCUGAAUUGAUUAAACAUGAAGUUGUGAUGAUAUUUAUAUAUUUUGUAUAUAUUAGUGUUAUUCCUUUUUUUCUUAUUAAACAAUUCGUCGAUAAAGAU
Mya arenaria is the source of this 1088-nucleotide messenger RNA. Its product is annotated as glutathione S-transferase kappa 1-like. NCBI's taxonomy places the organism in Eukaryota, Metazoa, Mollusca, Bivalvia, Myida, Myidae. The record is from RefSeq and is a predicted model, not a curated record. Bases 22 to 708 code for a protein of 228 amino acids. Gene Ontology annotation, biological process: glutathione metabolic process. Gene Ontology annotation, molecular function: glutathione peroxidase activity; glutathione transferase activity. The transcript has 8 exons. Gene Ontology annotation, cellular component: peroxisome; mitochondrion.